AUGCUGCUGAACCUCCCUAUCUCAUUCUUGCCCCUUUGGUCCAACUUUAACCCUUACAAUAUGCAGUGCUGGGUUGAGGUCAUGAACAAGAUAGAGUGCUGGUUGCUGCUCAAAGUUGUUGAUAGGCAUUCCCUGGAGUGGAAGUGGGGCGGAGAGACUGUCUGGAUGGUUUACGUCUUAGCAUAUCUGGAGUUUCCUUUUGGCCAAUGGACUUGUUGGAGCCCAAAAAUUUCCCCUGAAGGAUAUUUUUUGGAGGGCUGGGUAGCAAAGGGUGCUUUGCCUUCUUGGGAUGAUAGUAAAGGACUUAGCGAGGACACUGACUUUAUAUCAGUAAGGGGCGCAAUCUGGGACAAAUUCCAAGAAACUGUGUUCAUGGUUUUUGCUGGCGGGGUGGUUUCUCCUGAUAGCUCCUGA
Serpula lacrymans var. lacrymans S7.9 is the source of this 414-nucleotide messenger RNA. RefSeq lists its product as uncharacterized. The transcript has a single exon. The record is from RefSeq and is a predicted model, not a curated record. Bases 1 to 414 code for a protein of 137 amino acids. NCBI's taxonomy places the organism in Eukaryota, Fungi, Basidiomycota, Agaricomycetes, Boletales, Serpulaceae.